This is a messenger RNA of Acanthosepion pharaonis, 1218 nucleotides long. The record is from the annotation of a GenBank genome assembly. NCBI's taxonomy places the organism in Eukaryota, Metazoa, Mollusca, Cephalopoda, Sepiida, Sepiidae.
AUGUUUAUUUCUUUGCUCUUUUUCUUGCUUCCCAUUUUUAUUUCUUUGCCGUUUUUCUUGCUUCCCAUUUUUAUUUCAUUGUCCUUUUUCUUGCUUUCAAUUUUUAUUUCAUUGCCCUUGUUCUUGUUUCCCAUUUUUAAUUAUUUGCUUAUUUCCUUUUUCCUUUUUUUUAUUUCAUUGCCCUUUUUCUUGUCUCAAUUUUUUAUUUCUUUGCUUUUUUCUUGCUUCCCAUUUUUAUUUCUUUUGCCCUUUUCUUGUUUCCCAUUUUUAUUUUUUAUUUUGCCCUUUUUUUUCCCUUCCCAUUUUUUAUUUUUUUCCUUUCUUUUCCCAUUUUUUUCUUGUCUCCCAUUUUUAUUUUUUUUGCCAUUUUCUUAUAUCCCAUUUUUAUUUCUUUGCCCUUUUUCUUGCUUCCCAUUUUUAUUUCUUUGCCCUUUUUCUUUUUGCCCUUUUUCUUGUCUCCCAUUUUUAUUUCUUUGCCCUUUUUCUUGUUUACCAUUUCUAUUAGUUUGCCCUUUUUCUUGUCUUCCAUUUUUAUUUCUUUGCCCUUUUUCUUGUUUACCAUUUCUAUUAGUUUGCCCUUUUUCUUGCUUCCCAUUUUUAUUUCUUUGCCCUUUUUCUUGUCUCCCAUUUUUAUUUCUUUGCCCUUUUUCUUAUCUCCCAUUUUUAUUUCUUUGCCCUUUUUCUUGCUUCCCAUUUUUAUUUCUUUGCCCUUUUUCUUGUUUACCAUUUUUAUUUCUUUGCUUUUUUUCUUGCUUCCCAUUUUUAUUUCCUUGCCCUUUUUCUUGUCUCCCAUUUUUAUUUCUUUGCCCUUUUUCUUGUUUACCAUUUCUAUUAGUUUGCCCUUUUUCUUGCUUCCCAUUUUUAUUUCUUUGCCCUUUUUCUUAUCUCCCAUUUUUAUUUCUUUGCCCUUUUUCUUGCUUCACAUUUUUAUUUCUUUGCCCUUUUUCUAGCUUCCCAUUUUUAUUUCUUUGCCCUUUGACUUGUUUACCAUUUUUAUUUCUUUGCUUUUUUUCUUGCUUCCCAUUUUUAUUUCAUUGCCCUUUUUCUUGUCUCCCAUUUUUAUUUCUUUGCCCUUUUUCUUGUCUCCCAUUUUUAUUUCUUUGCUCUUUUUCUUGUUUACCAUUUUUAUUUCUUUGCCCUUUUUCUUGUCUCCCAUUUUUAUUUCUAUGCCCUUUUUCUUGUCUCCCAUUUUUAUUUCUUUGCAACAUAUCUCACUGA